AUGGCGUGGGGUCAUGUCACUCUCGCGAGGGUGUUGCUCCUCGGCCUAGCAACCCACUUUGCCAGCGCGGCAGACUCCAAGAAAGACGGCCUUGCAUCCGAAGAGAUUCAGCACAGGACUGUGUACACCGGCAACGCAACCGAACCGGUUCUGUCUUCGCCACCAACUGACAAGUGGUGGAAGUCCAACAUCUGCCAAGGGUCUUACUGCGUUUACACGAACCUGCGAAUUGCGAACCGGCGCGGACUUGUCCUAGUAACAAAGCCAGAUGAAUACAACAAGGUCGAACGAAUCGAAGCGUAUCUCGAAAGGGCGGACAACAAGUGGGAAGACGGCUCUCUUCUUGCCGAGACAGAGAUUCUGGAAAAAGGCCUGGGCUUGACGGCAAAGCAGUCCAUCAGGCGUGGAAAGCCACUCAGCUCCUGGUCUCCCGUGCUCCUUGUGCACAAAGAUCUUUUUGAAGAUGUUGUCAAGAAAAAGGAACGAACGCGCUUGCUGGAAGCAGCGAUCAACUACCUGCCCGAUGACACCCGAGCCGCCUUCAACAGGCAACGCAACCGCCCUGGGCACAACUCCGGCGAGAGUCCUCGUUCGAUCGAGGAGAUUUUGUACGCUCACCCCUUCGAAGUGGACCUCGGAGCUGGCUACCGUCAAGAGCAUAGCUCCAAGCACUACAUCAACUAUCCUGAGGUCGCCCUUUUCCAACACGAUUGCCGACCAAAUGUCGCCUUCUACAUUGAUCAGCACCUGCAACACCGCACGACUGUGGCCCGCAAGGUGGCGGAGGGGGAGGAGCUCUCGAUUUCUUACAUUGACCCCUUCUUGCCUCGCAAGGAGAGAUCAGACUGGGUCAAGCGGUUUCGGGGCAGCAGCAAGCCGUGCCCUUGCGCCGCCUGCACCGGCAACAACAAGCCGUCGCAGCUCAAAAAGUCGGAUAAGAACCUUGCCGAGAUCAACUCGAUAAAGGCAGAACUCAAGAACCACGACAGCAAAAAGGUGACGGUUUCUCUGAUUGAUCGCUACGUGAAGUUGAUGCAGGAGGAGAAGCUGCAGGCCAAGUACGCCGAGGCCUGGGAACUGGCGGCUUUGAAUUACAAUUAUUUGGGGGAAGACAAGAAGGCAAAGAAGUACGCCGACCUGGCAGUGCAGGCCGGGAUUGUCGAAGGAGGAAAAGAUAGCAAUGAUGUGGUGGCCAUGAGGGUGUUUGCAAGCGACGUGAAGGGCCAUUACAGUUACCGAUACACACUGAAGAGGAGAGGGAUCAAGGAGCCUGGGAAUUAA
Messenger RNA from Podospora pseudocomata, 1281 nucleotides. RefSeq names its product SET domain-containing protein 5. The record is from RefSeq and is a predicted model, not a curated record. Gene Ontology annotation, molecular function: protein binding. Lineage: Eukaryota; Fungi; Ascomycota; Sordariomycetes; Sordariales; Podosporaceae. The transcript has a single exon. Bases 1 to 1281 code for a protein of 426 amino acids.